Acipenser ruthenus (sterlet) is the source of this 7275-nucleotide messenger RNA. RefSeq names its product ATP-dependent DNA helicase Q1-like. Gene Ontology annotation, biological process: double-strand break repair via homologous recombination. The transcript has 16 exons. The record is from RefSeq and is a predicted model, not a curated record. NCBI's taxonomy places the organism in Eukaryota, Metazoa, Chordata, Actinopteri, Acipenseriformes, Acipenseridae. Gene Ontology annotation, cellular component: chromosome; cytoplasm. Gene Ontology annotation, molecular function: 3'-5' DNA helicase activity; ATP binding; nucleic acid binding. The coding region runs from base 207 to 2189 and encodes 660 amino acids.
CCAAAAUGACGCCAGUUUCACGCUCCCCUUGACGCCAGAAUUCUUGGAGCCAAUGAGAGCCCGGUAUCCCUCUGAUUGGCUGGCGCCAAUGGUUACGCUCACAUGAAAGAUUACGGAGGCGUGAAGGGUUUUUGACGAGGUGCAAACUGAAACAACGCCCCAGAAGAGCAGGUGGAGGAGGAGUGGUGUUUUUACUGGUGUUUGAAAUGGCCGAUACUGCUGAGAUAUUGCAAGAGUUGGACUCCAUUGAGAAUGAACUGAAGGCAGUGGAGCUACAGAUUAGUGAUCUUCAGGAACGUCAGAGGGAACUGAAUGCCAGCAAGGACCGGUUGCAGAAGAAGCUGAAACAGUGCACCAAGGAUGCAGGGCCAAGCAAAAAGUUGGACUUGCAAAGCUUCACUAAGCAAGAUUUCCCUUGGUCCAAGAAGGUUCAGAAAGCUCUCGGAAUGUUCAAACUCUCCGCAUUCCGGCCCCUGCAGCUCGAGACCAUCAACAUCACCAUGUCUGGGAGGGACAUGUUUCUGAUCAUGCCCACCGGAGGAGGGAAGAGUCUGUGCUACCAGCUGCCAGCGGGCUGCUCCGAGGGGUUUACCUUGGUAAUUGCUCCACUGGUUUCUUUGAUGGAGGACCAGCUUAUGAGUUUGGAGAAGUUAGGGAUUUCAGCAGCCACGAUUAAUGCAUCUAGCUCAAAGGAACAUGUUAAAUCAGUUCAGAAUGCGAUGCUUGACAAGACGUCCGAUAUGAAACUGCUUUACGUCACCCCGGAGAAAAUUGCUAAAAGCAAAAUGUUCAUGUCCAAGCUGGAAAAAGCUUACCAUGCUGGCCGGCUGACACGCAUUGCAGUGGAUGAGGUGCACUGUUGCAGCCAGUGGGGACAUGACUUCAGACCAGACUACAAGGUCCUUGGUAUCCUGAAACGACAGUUCCCAAGCGUUCCUUUGAUCGGACUGACUGCGACUGCCACCAACAGCGUGCUCAAGGACUGCGAGGAAAUCCUGUGCCUCAAAGAUACCAUUACGCUGUCUGCCUCGUUCAAUAGGCCUAACCUUUAUUAUGAGGUACGUCUGAAACCGUCAAGCACUGAAGAUUUCACUGAAGACAUUGUGAAAUUAAUCAAUAAGAGAUACAAAGAUCAGUCAGGUAUCAUUUACUGCUUUUCCCAGAAGGACUCUGAGUACGUCUCUGUAAAUCUGCAGAAAAUGGGAAUAAAGGCCAAGCCUUACCAUGCCAACAUGGAAGCAACUGAGAAGUCUAGUGUGCAUAACGAGUGGACUGAGAACAAACUCCAGGUUGUGGUGGCAACAGUAGCCUUUGGAAUGGGGAUUGAUAAGCCUAACGUAAGGUUUGUUAUUCAUCAUACAAUGAGCAAAUCUAUGGAGAAUUACUACCAGGAGAGCGGCCGUGCAGGUCGCGAUGACCGGAAUGCGGAUUGCAUUUUGUACUACAGUUUUGUAGACAUCUUUAAAGUAAGUUCGAUGGUUGUAAUGGAGAAGGUAGGGCAACAGAAGCUCUACCAAAUGGUGUCCUACUGCCAGGAUGCAACCAGGUGUCGCCGCGUGCUGAUAGCAAAGAAUUUUGAUGAAGUGUGGGAUACAAAGCAUUGCAACAAGAUGUGUGAUCAAUGCCGUCAUAAUCCAUCCUCGGAGUCGGUGGACGUGGCAGCCCACUGCAGGGACCUUCUUCAGAUCCUACAGCAGGCUCAGCAGAUGGAUGAGAAGCUGACUCCGCUGAAGACCAUCGAUUCCUGGAUGGGGAAGGGAGCUGCCAAGCACAGGGUCGUUGGCGUGCCUCCGUCCAGCCUCCCCAGACUGGAGAUGGAGAUGGUCAUCGCUCACCUGCUGGUGCAGCAGUAUCUCAGAGAGGAUUUUAGCUUUACUCCAUAUGCUACAAUUUCCUACAUCAAAUUGGGCCCAAAGGCUGGUCUGCUGAAGAACGAGAAGCACAAGAUCAUGAUGCAAAUGAAGAAGUUCACAAGCGUUGAUCCAGUAAAGUCCUCUAUGGAUUCCAAGACACAGUCUGCCCAUACAAGCACACAAGGAGGAGGAGGUAUAAAUAGUGCAGGAAUAAAGAAGGAUGGGGGGCAGCGGAAAAGAUCUCUUCCUGCCGACGGCUGGGAAUCCAAGAAAAUCAAGAAAGUGAUUGACCAGGAGAACAAGAAAACAGGAGGAUGUAUUGCCACCGAUAUCUGAGGCUGAGAGCUCUCCUACAUUAGCUAUUAGGGCCAACCCCUCUGUACAAAAGAGAAAAUCAACGAAGAAAACAAGAAACCUGCAGCGUGACCAAGCUGGACAAUGUAACCCAAGCCCCUUAGAAACCCGGGCUUCAGAAGAGGCACCGCAAAUCAGUGAUGACGAAACGGAACUCGCUGAUCGACGUGUUAAUGCAGAGGGAAAGUUGAUACAGGGACAUGCUGCCAUAGAGGUUGACGUGCAAAUAGAUAACAGAGAGAAGGAAAGCCACGUGGACAGUCCCUCAGCAUGCCCAGCUGGAGCUUCACCAGUUAGAGCGAAGCGGAAGGCAGACACACCCAAAGAGAAGAAGAGAAAGAACAGGCAGGACACCGCUCAAGCUCCUACAGGGGAACACAAGUGCCAACACAAAGCAAAUCUGGCGAGUGCUCCAUCUGAAAUGUCAAUUAUUUCUGCAGCUGCGGUUGAAGAACUGAGUCACCUGCGCAGCUAUUACUCCAAACAGCUGCAAAGGAUCAAUUGUAUUUCCAGGGAAAACCUGCGAGACUCUGAUUACGGGGAUAAAGGCCCCCUCAGAAAUGUGAGACUCAACUGUGGGCCUUCGUUAAUCAGGACUGUUAGGAGUCUGUGGAGACGGGUCAGUAUGCAGAGGAAAUGCUUCAUUAGGAAGUGACAGAAAGGUUACCAAAUAGAUUAGUCAACAUUUUCAGGCCUGGAUCCCUCUGUGUGUUUUUGCUCUUCAGGGUUUCAUUUUAGCAAUUCAAAAAACAAUUAUAUUAUUAUUAUUAUUAUUAUUAUUAUUAUUAUUAUUAUUAUUAUUAUUAUUAUUAUUAAGCUCUCCAAAAUCAUUCCUGAGCCCUCUAGCUAAGAACUUCUUAUUUCACUGAAAUCACUUUUACACAUUGUUUGUAAUAAAAAAAUGUAUCUCUAUUGCAGUAUACUCUGUUAAUUGGCACUUACUGUAGUCUGUAAAGUAUACUUGUAUUCCUUAUGAGUACCCUGUUGAUUGGCACUUGGCACAGGCUAAUUUUAAGAUUCCCAUUGCAAAGCAGUUUGUAUCAUUCCAGAUUGUCCCGUGAGUCUUAAUUAUAAAUUACCUGUACAGGAGGUACAGUAUGUGGUGUGUCCUAAUUAGGCCAAUAUUAAAAGCUUAGCCCAGAGUCCACCUACCGGCUUUCAAACAAAACUUUAUACUUACUUGUUUAACAUGAUGCGAUUUAAAAAAAUACUUUGCAUUGAAUUAGCCAUCCAGAGUUGAAUGUGUACUGUAAUUAGGAAUGCAUUCGCUGUUCCCUUUCAAUUCAAAGACGAACACCAACAUUAUGUAUGGGAUAUUCCUGCCCUUGAGGUAGGUAUUGUUGAGCUCUCUAUCAGAGCUGCCGAAGGCCCCUUCCUGGGAUGACACACUCGGUCCCGCCCACUGAGGGUAUAAAACCGUCACUCACAGGAAGAUCUUCCUCUUUUUCCCUCUCAAGACGGUACGGUAAGACCUCUGUGUUGAGAUGAUUGUGUUGAUAGAAAAGAGCCCCUCGUCGAUUCGGGUCAGUUGUAUUUCCCUGGCAUUUGUGCUGAAAGCUUGCUUGCCGCUUUCCUGGGGCAGCAGUGUGGAGUAGUGGUUAGGGCUCUGGACUCUUGACCAGAGGGUCGUGGGUUCAAUCCCCGGUCGGGGACCCUGCUGUUGUACCCUUGGGCAAGGUACUUUACCUAGAUUGCUCCAGUAAAAACCCAACUGUAUAAAUGGGUAAUUGUAUGUAAAAAAAUAAUGUGAUAUCUUGUAACAAUUGUAAGUCGCCCUGGAUAAGGGCGUCUGCUAAGAAAUAAAUAAUAAUAAUAAUAAUCAACGACUUUGAAAAAGACAGAGUCCUUUUACCUGUCUUUCAGUGGCCUCCCCGCUUGCAUGGUAGGCCGCUCUGUCUGUCGUUUGUGAGCGACUGUCUGUGCAGUCAUCCACGAAUGGUUGUCUUUUCUUCUUGAGAGUACACGUGUCCUCCUUGGGGCUAGGCCUUGCCGUUUCCCUGCUGUCGUGGAGCCUUGGGUCGUAUAAUCUAAUGGUGUACUCUCUCUUUCUCUGUCUUUCUAUAGAUAUAUAAAGUAUUUUAUUGUCUGCAUAAACUCACCCACCACAGCUUCGGCCCUGUGUCCAUCCCUGGUACAUGCUUUGCGCUGACCAGGUGCGUGUGUUGACCACGCGGUCAGGGUACGCACUUUGCGUAGCAGCCUCCCCGGUGCUGCGGUACCGCGGCACACGCAUAGCCCAUGAUAAUUUAUCUCGGUGCACAAGUGCUCAACGCAGGCGACGUAUAGUCCAGCACCUCAGCGGUAGUGCACAAUAGCGUCGCACAGUACGUUGUGAAUGUAGUAUCCCAGUGCACAGUGCACGUGGUGCGCAAGUGUUAGUACCUCUACCGCUGUAGUGCAGUUAUGCACGGUGCGCAAGGUACGCAGUUCACGUAGUGUACGGUACCCACUGCGCAUGGAGCUUGGAACGCACAGGGCAAGCAGUGCACGUUGCGCUCGUUGCGUAAGUACUGCUCUACUAGCGCUCAUGGUGCUGCACAGUACCUAGUUGAAUAGGAUAGCUCAGCACACGCGUUGCACUUGUUGUACAUAGUACACAGUGCAUAUGCAGUCUGGUUGUACACUAGUGCCCAUACGCUGCGUAGUACACGGUGCACUUUGUAUCCACGGUACCUGACGCAAGGUACGCGGUGUUAAUACCUCGGCUGUAGCACUAGUGAAUAUUUACACUACGUUAGCACUUGAGUGUUAAACACAGUGAAAAGCAGUACUUAGUGCUAAUGCACAAAACCAGGCCCAUGUCGGGGUCCCACCUCUGUACGGCCUGUAACGCCAUCAUCCCACAUGAGGGUAAACAUACCCUCUGUGUGCGGUGCUUGGGCAUCCCACAUGCCACCAUGGCCCUCGAGAGGGACGUGGCAUGUAGCAUCUGCGACGCCCUUCAGCCUAGGCUGAAAGAGGCUUGUCUGGAGAGCCAGGAGAGAGAGCUCCGCGUCCUCCGCGGUGGGACCGUCAGCAGCCCUAGGUGCCCCAGACGUCCUGUCCCAGGACUCUGCCUGACAUUCCUAAUGCGCAGGCCGCCCGCAGCCGCUCCCCGUCUCUGCAAGCGAAACAGGUGAAACGUUCGAAGCAGGCGAGGGACAUUCUGGACGCUAUCCUGGCACCCCUGCGGCUGCAGGGGAUCAGAGUAUUAAACUAUCUUGACGAUAGUGGACCCCAGGUGGCCCAGGAGAGUAUGGUUUUCAACCCUGUGCCAGCUGUUGCACGGCCAGCCCUGCGAGAUUCUGGCCCCUGAAAGGGACCGCUGGCUAGCCCUAGGGCUAUCGGACACGGUUGUGAGUACGAUGCAGAGCGCGAGGGCGGACUCCACUAGGUCUUUGUAUACCUGUAAGUAGAAGUAUUUUCAAGCUUGGUAUCUGGGUAGAAGCCAUGACCCCAUCACUUGCCUUAUGCCAGUCAUAGUGCAGUUCCUGCAGGAACUACUUGAUGCUGGAAGAUCACCUUCCACCUUGAAGGUGUAUUUAGCGUCUAUCUCUGCUUGCCAUGCCCUCGUAGAUUCUAUGUCUCCGGGUGCGCAUUUUUUGGCUAUGCGUUUCCUCAAAGGCGCAUGCCGAUUACGCCGUCCUAGGAGGACUGUUCUCCCCGCAUGGAGCUUUAAUAUUGUACUAGAGGCUCUUACAAAGGCCCCGUUUGAGCCCUUGAACUCCAUAGAGCUGAAGUACCUGUCUAUGAAGACAGCCAUCCUCUUAGCAAUCUGCAGGCGCUGUCUGUGCACAGCUCCUGCAUGCGCGUGUGGGAAGAUGGAAGCAGGGUGUUGCUGCGCACCAACCCCGCUUUCCUCCCCAAGGUGAUUACAGCUUUCCACGUUAGCCAAUCUGUGGAACUGGAGUCUUUUCAUCCACCUCCAUUUGUUUCAACGGAGGAUGAGAGAUUGAAUUUCCUCUGCCAGGUGCGGGCAUUUAAAUGUUACGUACUUUGGACAAGAGUUUUGCGUCAAUCUGACCAGCUCCUCUCUAAGCAGCGUUUGUCACACUGGAUUGUGGACACAGUGUCGACUGCGUAUAAUGGUGCUGGUGCCUGGUUGGGUAGCUGCACAUUCAACUAGAGGGUUGGCUACAUCUUGGGCCCUUUUAAAAGAUGCCUCGAUGUCUGACAUUUGUACUGCAGCUAGCUGGGCUACGCCGCAUACUUUCUCCAGGUUCUACCGUAUUAAUGUGGUAGAUCCUGCCUUGCCUUCUGUAGGCAUAAGGGUCCUUGAGGGUGUAAGUUCACACCGCUAACCUCUGGGUUAGGCAGUGCUUGUGCUUCUCUCAUAUGCUGCCGUUCCUUCUCCCUUGCGACGGCUCUGGUAUACAUUAUCUCAUACAUAAUGUUGGUGGUCGUCUUCGAAUUGAAAGGGAACGUUAGGUUGCUUACCGUAACCCUGGUUCCCUGAAAGAGAAGACAACCACCAACCAUGAGGUCGCUUCAGUCGCCGUCACGGAUUCGAUGGAAAAAGAGGGAGAUCUUCCUGUGAGUGACGGUUUUAUCCCCUCGGUGGGUGGGACUGAGUGUCAUUCUGGUAUAGAGAGCUCAGCAAUACCUACCCUCAAGGGCAGUAAUAGCUCAUACAUAAUGUUGGUGGUCAUCUUCUCUUUCAGGGAACCAGGGUUAUGGUAAGUAACCUAACGUUUUCUGCCUCAGGUAUCCAGUUGUAAUAUUUUCACUUUCUGUUUUUUAGUAACAAGGUUUUGAUUUGCCUUGGCUUUUGUUAAAAUGUAUAAUCAACUGCACUAGCCACGUCAUAAUGAAUGUAUGGUAAUAUUAAGACAGUAAAACAUGUUUUAGUAUGAUGACACAAAGUGUGUCCAUUGCUUUUAGCCAAUGUAUUUUGUAACGUGGGCAUUAUUUUAUUUUCAGAGCAUACUCCACGGUAGUUAUUCACCUGAAGUGAAAUGUGUUUACUUUUGGGGGGGCGGGGCGCGGGGGCAAAGCCCAACACAUUUUGCUGGGUGACGACAACUGAUUUAUGCAGAAGUGUGGUGCUGUAAGCAACUUUUAUUUUGUAUAAUUCACAUGCUUUUAAAAA